Molecule: messenger RNA, 1882 nt
Organism: Linum tenue
Lineage: Eukaryota; Viridiplantae; Streptophyta; Magnoliopsida; Malpighiales; Linaceae
Source: the annotation of a GenBank genome assembly
GCAAUUAUUGCUAAAUUCACCUCAUUUUGUUCCUUUCCGUAAUCGUGUUGGAGACUUGGAACAAAAAAGAGCGAACAACCCAAAAAUUCCGAACGGAAGCACUCACUCCGCCGUUGGAAUUGCCUUUGUCAAAAAGCCUUCCUCUGCUUUUUCCACUUUCUCCGCAAAAUUCUACGGCUGGCGACAAAUUCCAGCACUGUUCUAUUGAUGGGCUUCGGGAACUUCCAAAGCAACUCUCUUUCUCAGUCUCACUAUCACCAGUCAAUCGCCACCAAACUUCAAUUCUCAGGAAGAAAGCAAUAGAGGGAAGUGGUGGGUUUGCCCUGUUCCCGCAAUUCUCUGACCUCUCCCGCAGGAAGGGAAGAUAAAGCUGAAAUUUUGGGACUUGGGGUUGCUUGAUUCCUCAACAGGGUUGCUGUACUUCUUUCGGUUUCUUCUGGGUUUGGAGUAGGAAGGGAGGAGGGAAGAAGGAUGUCGAAAUUGAAGGAGUUCUGUACCAAAAAAACGUUGUUGGGUCUUGGGUUGGGGCAGUUUCUCUCGCUGCUGAUUACUUCUACUGGUUUCGCUUCCUCUGAACUUGCCAGAAAAGGGAUCAAUGCUCCAACUUCUCAAUCAUUUUUAAAUUAUGUAUUAUUAGCUAUUGUUUAUGGUGGUAUUAUGCUAUACCGGAGAGAAAAACUUAAGGCAAAAUGGUAUUACUAUCUGAUUCUCGGAUUGAUAGAUGUGGAGGCCAAUUUUCUUGUGGUGAAGGCCUAUCAGUACACCUCCCUUACAAGUGUCAUGUUGCUGGAUUGUUGGUCAAUCCCAUCUGUUAUGAUUCUCACAUGGAUUUUUCUGAAGACGAAGUACAGAUUCAAGAAGAUAACUGGAGUAGUAGUCUGUGUUGCUGGCCUUGUGGCGGUUGUUUUUUCAGAUGUUCAUUCUGGUGAUUGGUCAGGAGGAAGCAAACCUCUUCUAGGAGAUGGUCUGGUCAUUGCUGGGGCAACGCUCUAUGCUGUCAGUAAUGUCAGUGAGGAGUUCCUUGUCAAGAAUGCUGACAGAGUUGAACUCAUGGCACUGCUUGGUUUUUUUGGUGCCAUUAUCAGUGCUGUCCAAAUAGCCAUUCUGGAGCGUACUGAGUUGAAAUCUAUUCAUUGGUCAGCUGGCGCAGCUUUUCCAUUCUUUGGGUUUGCGUUGGCGAUGUUCCUGUUCUACUCAUUCGUUCCUGUUUUGCUCAAGAUGACAGGUUCUACCAUGCUCAACCUGUCUUUGCUGUCGUCGGACAUGUGGGCUGUCUUGAUUCGCAUCUUUGCAUACCAUCAGAAGGUUGACUGGAUCUACUUCAUCGCAUUUGGUGCCGUUGUAGUUGGGUUGGUCAUUUACUCUGGAGGUGCGGCAGACGAGGAUCGAUCUGCAGACGUAGCAGACGAAAACGCUGAAAGAAGCAAACACGACGAGGAAGCUGGAGCUAUUGCGAACCGCAGUAGGGGAUUACUGGCUGGGAGUAGUUCAAAAUCAGGGUAGGAUAGUGCCUCUCUGGGUAGGGAAGGGAAAGAAUCCAAACCAAGAUGUAUUUGGAAAGAAAUUCUGAAAAUUUUGAAGGCAUGGUCUUGGAAACUGAACAGAAGCCAAUUUUAGUACUCCUAAUUGAUGUCAGGUUAAGAAAAAGGAGGACCAGAAUAAUCAUAACAUCCGUAAGGAGCAUGGGAUGGCAAUAGAAACUUUAGAGUCCUCCUGGUUACUAUUGUUAUCAUUAUUGUUAAUUGUAUAGGUUGAUCCGUCCAGAAAUUGUUGCUUCAGAAAUGGCAAAAUGGAAACUUGAAAACAGAGUUUGCUUUCUGUGCUGCUUUUAGCUCUCAAUUAGACUCUCGUAUCCACAUCACUUUCGGGGUUCUAUGGCGCA